GUGGAAUACAACCAUAUAUGUAUGUCGUAUAUGUAUGUAUAUGCCCCCGACAGAUAUACAUUCCAUACAUAACAAUCAAUUAGACGAUCACCACUUUAGUAUCAUGGAAUUUUCCGGCAAGGUAGUCAUUGUAACUGGAGCAAGUUCCGGCAUUGGAGCCGGUGCAGCUGUGCACUUUGCCGAAUUAGGAGCUCUGCUAACCAUUGUUGGACGCAAUGCUGAUAAACUCCAGGAAACAGCCAAUAAAAUAACGGCUGCAAAGGGGCAGGCUCCUCUUCUGGUAAAAGCCGAUAUGAACAACGAGGAUGACGUAAAACGUAUUGUCACCGAAACCCUGGCAAAAUAUGGUAAAAUUGAUGUCUUAGUCAACAAUGCUGGGGUUCUUGAGACCGGCACCAUUGAAAAUACCAGUUUGGAGCAAUACGAUCGUGUCAUGAACACAAACAUUAGAGCUGUUUAUCAGCUGACCAUGUUGGCUGUUCCGGAAUUGAUCAAGACCAAAGGUUCCAUUGUUAAUGUUUCGAGUGUUAAUGGCAUUCGUUCCUUUCCCGGUGUGCUAGCAUACAACGUAUCCAAGGCAGCCGUUGAUCAGUUUACACGUUGCGUUGCCCUUGAACUGGCACCAAAGGGCGUUCGCUGCAAUUGUGUUAACCCAGGUGUUAUUAUCACUGAAAUUCAUAAGAGGGGAGGCAUGGAUGAAGCGACAUAUGCCAAGUUUUUGGAACACUCCCGCACAACACAUGCCUUGGGUCGCCCCGGACAAGUAGAUGAAGUGUCCGGAGUAAUUGCUUUUUUGGCCAGUGAUAAGGCUAGCUUUAUCACGGGAGCCAGCUUGCCAGUUGAUGGUGGACGUCAUGCCAUGUGUCCCAGAUAAGACAUUGUUAUUGCAUUUGUGUAUUGCUUGUUGUUAAACUAUUUUAUAUGUGUAUCAAAACAUGUAAAAAUAAAAUACUCGUCAAAAGAUAA
This is a messenger RNA of Musca domestica (house fly), 966 nucleotides long. RefSeq names its product 3-oxoacyl-[acyl-carrier-protein] reductase FabG. The transcript has a single exon. Gene Ontology annotation, molecular function: oxidoreductase activity. NCBI's taxonomy places the organism in Eukaryota, Metazoa, Arthropoda, Insecta, Diptera, Muscidae. The record is from RefSeq and is a predicted model, not a curated record. The coding region runs from base 35 to 874 and encodes 279 amino acids.